GCAAUGGAGAUGGCGGUUUAGGGUGCGAAAUUCGAAAGCCCAGUGUAUUCAAGAAAAUAAGGGUUAAUCCGGCGUAAGCCAGGAUGAGUUGGGUAGCAGAUGAAUGGAAGGAUGGGCUACCCCCACGGGCUCUACAGAAGAUCGAACAGCUAGAAAAACAGUUUGAACGCAUUAAAAAAGAGAGAGAACAGAAGCAAUUUCAGUUGGAGAGUUUGGAACAGGCAUUACAAGCUCAGAAGCGGAAAACUGAGGAAGAAAAGAACCAACAAGGGGUGCUUAAACGUGAAGCGCAGUCUUUGUCUGAGACAUGUGAGGACCUAGAGAAGAAGCGGCAGAAGCUUGCCCAGGAUAUUCAGACAAAGACAAAUCAUGUGUCAUGUCUCGAAGGCCAACUGUCACAUGCUAAGCAGUCACUGGAUGCAGAGACUAACAAGGUGUCCCAACUGAAGACAGAGCUAGACCAUGCUCAACACGAGCACCUUGAAGCUGUCAAGAAGUUUGAGAAACUGACGUCCGACCACAGUCGCCUGCAGGAGUUCAGCAACCAUCAGAAGAAACAACUGGAGGACCGCAUCCGUUCACUGGAGGCUGACCUGCGCCAGGAUGGGCAGAGAAUAGGUGGAAAUGGAGGAGGGGGGAAACAGGUGCCCUCACCUACCGCCAUAUCACCAAAUGUGUCAAACGCUGAAAUAAGUACAUUGAAGAAUCAACUAGCAGAGCUGACGUCACUCCGCCAAAAGGAUCUAGAUGAUCAGAAGAAGCUGCAGGAUGAACUCAAGACUUUGCAGUCACAGGCUGGUACUGAUAUGAGCAAGACUAUCUCUGAGCUAGAGCACCUGCGCCGAGAGAAUCAGAGCCUGACUCUGAAGCUGGAGAACCAGAGUGCCGCCACUAACAACCGCGUGCAGCAGAUGGGACAGAGUCUUCAGGACAACCAGGGCAUGACCGGCAUGCAGCUCGACAAGAUGGAGCAGGUCAUGGGCAAACUUAAGAAAGAGAACGAAGCAAUCAAGAAUGGCAGUGCUAACCUGGAACUACAGAUCCAGGCAAAGACGAAGGAGCUGCAUGACAACAAUGGUCGCCUGCAGAAGAUGCAAGUGGAAUUGAACAAAGCUGAGGCCAUGGUUGGGGACAAGGAGAAGCAGGUCAACCAGCACCGCGACGAAAUUGGAAAACUGAAAGUUCAGAUUGAGCAGACAAACAACAAGGUCUUGGACCUAGAAACAAAGAGCAAGAAGCUGCAGCUGGAGGUGGAAACGACGCGCCAUAACGCUGAUGCUGCUCGGAUAUCACAGGAACAGAAACUGAAGGAGCGAGAGAAGGAGUUGAACAAGGAUAUAGCUCAACACAUGGAUGCUGCUCGGGCUGGGGAGAGACUGCUGGCCGAGACGAAGAAUAAGAUGCAGCAGGAGAUCAAACAGGGCGAGGCGGAGCAGAACCGCCUGAAGUCUCAGUGUGAGAAGCUGGAGCAGGAGAAACAGCAGCUGCAGAAGGAGAAGAAGGACCUGACAGACAAGCUGGCGGCCAUUGACCACGCCCUCAAGACACACGAUGCCUCCAUAGCAGCCAUGCAGAAAACUGUUGAUGAAGCAAUCGCUGAAAAGAACAAGGUCCUCCGUGAGAUGGAGGAGACGCAGAGAAAGAUGGAGGCCACUCAGGAGCAGACAAACAAGAUGAAGGAGACCACGGACCGAGUAGACCAGGCUAACAAUGAUCUGCGGGCCAAGAUGAUGGACAAGGAUCUUGAGCUUGAGAGUGCUACUGCUGAGUGUGAACGUCUGGCUGCCAGGCUUGAGGCCGAGACUGGACAGAUGCAGAAGAAGAUGAAGGAGUUGGAGGCAGGAAAGGACGAAGCAGAGGCCGGCCUCUCCAUGUCCAAGCUGGAUGUUCUGAAACUUAACAAGCAGUUUGUGGACCUCAAGUCGGAGAAGCAGGGCGUGGAGCAGGCACUGGAGGAGAAGGAGAAGGAACUGGCUAAAAUGACGGCCCAGAAAUGUGAGAUGGAGAGACUUCAUGAUGGCAUGAAGGGGCAGCUCGACCAUCAGGCUGACCGGUUUGACAAGCUUGCCCGUGAUCUGACUGAGAAAGAAAAUGAACUUAAGGACCUAACGAACAGUCUCUGUCAGCGUGAUGCAGAGCUGCACAAGAUGAAGAACCUGAACGAUGAGAAGGAUUUGACUCUUCAGAACAAAGCCUCCAUGGUGGAAUCCAGGGAACAAGAAAUUCACAGACUUAAGGACUCACUCAAGGAAAUGGAUGAGCAAAUGUCAGAAAGGAAGAAGGACUUUGAUAUGGAGAUCAAGAAUGCAAAGGAUUCCGUGAACCAAGCCCAGCAGGACAUUGGUCAGUUGCAGAAGGAGCUGACCUCUACCAAGCAUGAGUGGUCAACACUGAGGACACAGGUGGAGGAACUGAAAUCUCAGUUGGACCACCAACAACAGUGCCUUGCUGAACGGGACGAGGAGAAUGGGUCACAAAAGAAAGAAAUUGAGAAGUUGAACCAAGAGAUUAAAGAGACCUGUCAUUCUACAGAAGUAAGAGCCAAGUCCCUUCAGGAGGAAAAGAGCAAGCUUGAGAAGCACUAUGAAGCUGUGUUGUGUGAAAAGGGGGAAGAAAUGGAGUCUAAGGUGUCUGAAAUGAAUAAACUGAUGCAAGAACUGGAUAAGGUGAGGCACUGUUUCUCGGAACAGCAGAGGGAACAUGACAAGUUGAAGUCCAAGCACAGGGAACUGAAUGAAGAGAAGGACAAUGUAGAGAAGACCUGUUCCGGCCUGGGUGAGCAGAUCGAGGACCUGAACACCCAGAUUUCUGACAUCCAGACUGAACAUCACACACAGAUGCAGAAUGUCAAGACCCAGUCUCAAACCAUGCAGGACAGCUUUGACAAACUAGAGGCAGAGCACAAGAGUGCCUGUGACAAGCUGUUGUCGGGAGACAACCGUAUGACGGACCUGCAGGAGAAUAUGCAGGUGCUUGAACAGGAGAGGGAAGUCCUGGGGAAGAGGCUGGAUCACUCCGAGAACACUAUCAAGCAGUUGCAGGAGACACACAGCUCUCAGGAUGUGACUAUAGAGAAGUUAAAGGCAACUUUGGCUGAGAAGGAAGAGGCUCUUGAUCUUCUCACUCGGGAGUUUGAGGCCAAAACCGGCACUCUCCAGCACCAGGACAACCAGCUCAGAGAUUCACAAAGCCACUGGGAGGAGCAGGAGCGAAGACUGAGGGCCAGCUUGCAGGAGAAGAGUGAGGAGAUGGCGGCCAUGGGUCAGCAUCUCAUUCAGGUGGAGAAGGAACUGGGUGAGCUGAAGGAAGAGCACACCCGGCUCCUGGAUUCGACACAGCAGAGCCAGGAUCUCCAGGCGAGGAAGGGAGGAGAAAUAGACUCGCUACAAUCCAAGUUGACAGCUCAAGAGGCCGAGAUGGCUGGGCUGGGAGAGAAGCUGUCUCAAAGUGAGACCAACUUUGAGACACUGAAAUCACAACAUGAUCACCAGAAAGAACAGUAUGAAGCCCAGUGUCAACAGCUGCAGAAUCUGACUGAGAUCAUGACAUCCAAGGGUGAUGAAUGGGAGAAGAAUAAAAAGGAGCUCAGUGGAUCUAACUCCAGCCUGUCGGAAGAAGUUGCAACUCUCAAAUCUGAAUGUGAAGAUUUGAACAGGAAAUUACAACAGGCGCAAUCUGCUUUGUCCCAGAGAACAGCAGACAUGGAGGAACUUCAGUCCCAACAUACUGAGCUCCGUUCAGAAUCUGAAAAGAACCUUGAUACCAUGUCUGAGGAGGAGCUUAGUCUGAAGGAGAAACUGAGGCAGAUGGAAGAUGAGAAGGAGAAAUGUGACACUCUGUUGAAGCAGAAGGAUUGUGAUAAGGAAAACUUGGUGAAAGAGAUGUCCGAAAUGAAACAGCAGAAUGAACAGAUGCAGGCAAAGCUGGACAUGAUGCAGAUGGACUUUGAAGACCAGGGUGAUGAUGUAGGGGAUCUCACGGAAAAACUACAACAGGCUCAGCAGGGAGUGGAGGCUCUCAAAAAGACUGUAGAAGAAAAGAUGUCUCAACUUGCCGAAAAGCAGAAAGAAAUAAUGGCAUUAUCGGAAGAACUGGAAAAAUCCAAGCAUGAGCUUUCUGCCAUGACCAACACCGUUACUGAGAUGAAACUUGAAGUUGAACAGCAGACAUCCAUUUCUCUGGAGAGGAAGUCCAGGAUGGAAGAAGAGAGUCAAAAUUUCUCUGAACUGUCAAACGAAUGUGAUUGUCUUAAGAAAUGCUUGGAUGAGGAAACAAGUAAGAACAUUGAUAAUCAAAAGGAAAUUGAGAAAUUGAACAACUGCCUAAGUGACAUGGAAGGCAAACUAGCUGUAAUGAAGAGUCAGAUGGAUGUAAAGGAAGAGACUGUCCGUGAUCUGGAAGUGAAAUGUGCCAGAAUGUCAGAGACUGAUGACGUGACAAGAAAAGAGCUUCAGGAGAAGGAACAGCUGGUCGUUAAACAGAAGGAUUCCCUGACGUCGCUGGAAGAAAAGCUGAAGGUGCUUGUCUCCGAAAAGGAACAACAAUCUGCUGAACUUGGGCAGGAACUCCAAACUCUAAAAGGCAAGUGGGAUUCUCAGGAAGAAGUGCUUGAUGGUAAACAGGAAGAACUGAGCACAUUGCAAGGUCAUCACAGUGAGCUCCAAGAUGUUUUGCAGAAGACAAAAGAUGGUUUGAAACAGAAAAACGAAGAAUUAGAGAAAGUCUCUAAGGAAUGUGACCGACUUCAACAGUGCCUUGACAAGGCACAGACUGACAUGGAAGAGAAGGACAAAUCAAUGCAGACAAUGAAAGAUUCGGUUACAUCACUAGAAAGUAAACUUGCACAGUAUGCCAAGGCCAAAGAGGAAGAAGGUAGCAGGUUAGAUCAGGAGUCGAACACUCUCAAAUCAAACAUGGAAAUGCUUCAGAUGGAUCUUGAAGACAAAGAUGCCUGUAUUGAGGACCUCACUAUGAAAGUCAAUAACCUGCAGGAGACAGUAGAUGUACUGAAGAAAGAUCAUGAUACACUGAGUAUAAGUAACAAACAGCUCCAGGCACAGAGAGACAAGAUGGCUGGAGAUCUGGAAGAAAGACAGUCGGAAGUUAUACAGCUUGCUGCCAGUGUGGAAGAAUGUGCCCAAAAAGCUGGAAAUGUCAAAGAAGAACUGCAUGGUAAGGUGGCUGCCAUCGAGGAACAGAAGGCUCAACUCUUGGCAGAACAAAAGGACAUCAUCAACAAAAUGGAAAAACUGGAAAAUGACCUCAGUGCUAAAGAGGAACAGAUUUCAGAGAAGGAAUUGCAACUUGAGAAUAUAAGAAUUGAACACAGUGAAACAUUGAAAAGGUUGUCAGACACUGAUCUCACAUUGUCUGAGUUGAAGAAGCAGAUGUCUGAUUCAGGAAUGUCAUUAGAGAGAACAUCAGAGGAAAGAAACACCCUUCUCGAGAAGGUCACUGAUCUGGAGAGUGACAGGUCAUCACAAGCAGCCAAUAUUACAGCCUUAGAAAGGAGCAUCGAUGAUAAGCUGAGCGAGAUCUGUAAUUUGAGAGCUGUGCUUGAUGGCAAAGAAAAGAGCGAGGAAGAUUUGAAGACUGAGAUUAAGUCCUUGGAAGAAGAAAUGGCUCAAAGUAGAAGGUCAUUCGAUGAUGACCUGCAUGAGAAAGCAUCUGCCAUUCAAAAACUUGAAGAGAAACUUUCUACACUCGAAGAUACUUUGAAGGAUGCAAAUCAUGAAAUUAAGGCAUUGAAAUCAGCAAAGGAGUGUCUAGACGAAGCAGCAGACACUGCAGAAGACAAUCACAAGGCUAAAUACCAGAGACUUGACACGGAGAAGAGUCAGCUGGAGUGUCGUCUUAAAGAAGCAGAACUGAAAGAGGUUGAGCUGAGAGCAGAAAUUAACACUGCUCAGGCUGCCCUUGAGCAAGAGCAGAUUCAGAGGCAAGAGCUGGAGAAAGAGCAUGACUCUAACAUGGCCAACAAGGGCAAGGAGCAGGAAAAGAUGCAGCAAGCUCUGAAAGCACAAGAAACAAGAAUAGAUGAACUUCUGGCUGAUAUAUCCACUAAAGAUGGAAAACUGUCAGAACUUGAGCAGAAAGUUCUUCAGGAAGCAGAUCUCCAGGGUUACUACAUGACAAAAUAUGAAACAGACACUGAAAGAAAUUCGGCCAAAAUGCAAGAAAUGGAACAAACUCUGUCUUCACUUGAAAACAAACUGAGUGACAGUGAGGGCAGCAGGUUGCUGUUGGAGAGAGAUAGUUAUGACCAGCUUAAUCAAAAGGAAACUGAGUUGAAAGAAAUGAAAGCAAAACUGGAAACUGAAGAGAACAGAACAAGGAACACUGAACUGCAAAAGGAAGAAGAAAUCAAAAUACUGAAGAAUGAUUUGGAAUCCAAAAGGGAAGAGGUUCAGUUGGAACUUGAAGUAUCAGCUAAGAAGCAGUCUGAUCUUGAAACUGAGCUUGAAUCUCUCAGGAAGCAAUAUCAGAAUCUGCAAGAUGCCCACAACAAUGCCUCUGUUAAAGGUGCCUCGAACAUUGCUGAAGUGCAGCAGUCCUUGGACUCUCUGCAGGCGGUCAAGGAAGGACUUGAGCAAGAGAAGGAGAAACUGUCUGAGGACCUGGAGCAGCUGCAGCAGCAGCUGGAGCAGAAGGAUCACAGCUUGACGAAGCUGCAGACAGAAGUGGAUAACACAAACUUGCUGAUGAACAAGACCGAGACAGACUACCUAAGUGAAAAGCAGAUGCUCGAGUCUAAACUUGCUGACAUUACUUCUGAGUGUGAUCAAUUGCAACAAGAUCUGAAACAUGCUGAAAUGAAGAUUGAAGCUUUCACAUCUGCUGACAAAGAGAAGGAGGGUGAGUUGUUGACCAAGGUGUCGAAACUCCAGCAACUAGAAGAUGAAAUGGUUGUUGUUAAAGAAGAAGUGUUGGUGUUAACUUCCAAGGUUGAAAGUCUUGAAGCCGAAACAGAAUCAUUGAAAGAACAAAACUCAAAAUUAAAUGCUGAACUGAAAGACUCAUUAACGUCAAGCGCUCUACUUGAAAAGAAGUUAGCAGAUUCUCAAGGUGACCUUGAAACACUGGAGAGGACCUAUGAAGAAGCAAGUGCUAAACUAGAGGGGAAAAACUCUGAUUUGACAGAACGGUCCAGUGAGAUGAAAACACUCACGUCUGAAAGGGAUCACCUGAAAAUUCAAGUUGAGAGCACAGAGAAACAUCUUGAAGAGGUACAAGCUGAGUACAAAGAUGCUAUUCAAGAGUUCAACACAGAAAAGGCAUCCUUGGCUGACAAACUGGAGGAGCAGAAACAGCAGGCUGUUGACCUACAGACUCGGAUACAGUCCCACAACGCAGAGAAGGACAUGUUGGAAAACAAGGUCUUGGAUCUAGAAGAACAGGUCAAGGCCGUCUCAGCAGAGAACUCGCAACUAGCAGCUGCAGCUGAUACAUCAAACGAACUUGCCAAACACAACAAGUCGAAGGAAGAAGAAGCUGCAGUUGUGAUGAAGUCACUGACUACUGAACUUGAACAUUUAAAAUCUUCUGUUGAAAGUCUAGAGCAGGAGAAGAUUGUACUUGAAGAUAAGUGCUCAACAUCUGAAUCCUGUGCACUGGAAAAAGAGGAACAGAUUAAGGCAAUGACUGCAGAUUUGAAGAAUGUGAGCAAGAAAGUUGAAGAAAGCAAUGCUACUGUUGACAGACUUAGGACUGACAUUGAUAGUUUGAACAAGACCAUUGCUGACAUGGAACUGUCAUCGGAGGAGCUGAAGUCUGGGAUUCAGCAGGAGAAAGAAAAUGUACGAUUAAAAGAACUUGAAAAAUCUGACCUUGAGAAGAAAGUUACUCAACUAGAAAUGAGAAUAGAAGAAUUUGCAAGUGAAUCAAAUGAUUCAUCGACAAUGAUGAAAGAUAUCCUAGAAGAUAAGACCUCUCAGAUCAAUACACUCUCUGAAGACAUCUGUAAUGCAAGGACUGACAUUGAAGCUCUAAAGACAGAAUUGAAACACAAAGGGGCCUCCCUUGAAAUGAAAGAGAAAGAGGUUUUGAGUACUCAAGAAGAACUGUUGAUCGCAGAAAACAACAAACAGUCCUUUGAGGAACAGGUGACAACUCUUCAGGGGGAGAAGGCUGCCCUCCAGGAUCAGGCGCAGAGACUAGAGUCCACCAUUAGAGAGAUGGAAAGCAGUCAGACUCGCAUGGAGGAAGAGAUGCAGGGAACGCAGUCGGCACUGCAGAGCACACAAACCUUCUCCGACACCAUACAGGAGCAGGUGGACCAGCUCACCCAAGACCGGAGUACUAUGCAGGAUAGUGUGGUCAAACUGAAAGCUGAGAAGGCCGAUUUAGAAGCCAGACUUGAGGCAUCCAAUCAGGAGACUGAGGACCUGAAGCUUCAUCUCCAGCAAGUCAGUGAGCAGAAGACAGAAUCUGUUGACAAGUUGAGUGAGGAGGCUGCCAGUUGCAAAGAAGAAAUGGAUCUUUUGAGAAAACAGAAAACAGACCUUGAGGCAUCCACUAGAACUUUGAUGGAGCAAGUUGAAGAACUUGAGAAACAACUUGCAGACAUCAAGAGCAGUAGCCAUGAGGAAAAGGAAAAUCGUUCUGAAGAAAUUGAAAAGAUGUGUGAAUCUAUGAAGAAACUCAAUGAGGAGUUAUUGCAGAAGGAAACAGAAUUAGAAAAUGCUUGUAAAUGUACCUCUGUGUUGGAAGAGAAAUUGAAAGCUUCAGAAACACAAAAUUGUCAACUAAGAGCUGAAGUUGAUGCUAAGAUGGCAGAUCUUGAUGCCAUCAUUGAUGAAAGAGAUCACAUGUGUAACAAAGUGAAGUCACUUGAGAAUGAACUACAGAUGUUAGAGACAAAGUCCAGCUCCAUAAAUAGUGAACUGGCAAAAAGAAUAGAAGAAUUUGAUAUCGUGAGUGUUGAGAGGAUGGAACUUCAAGAGUCUCUGAAAACUCUCACCAGUGAGAAAGAAGAACUGGAUAGGAAGCUUGACAUACAACUCACUUUCCUAGAAACAGCUAAAGAGACGAUUGAGGAACUACAGGGUGCCUUGGAUUCGCAGUCACUCAGUGAAGCAGAGCACCAAAUGCAGGAAGACACUUUCAAGGGGGAUAUAUCAAGACUUGAAAAAGAUAAAGAAUUAAUAGAGAAGGAAAAGAAAGAGCUAGAGGAGAAGGUCAAAGAUCUGUUGGAAGAAAAGUCUAAGUUUGAGGCGGACAAUGAAUCAUUCAUGUCUGCUAACUGUCAGAUGAAGGAUCAGGUGAACAGUGCAGAGAUGGAAAUGGCGGCACUGAGAGAGGGAUGCCUGAAGCUGCAGGACUUCAUGAAGAAGAAUGAAAAGGACAGCAGCAAGAGCAGCGAGAAGCUUCAGGAGACAGAGAAGCUGCUCCAGGUGGCGCACGCCAAGGUGGAGGAGCUAGAGGAUCACGCCAAGACGCUCUCUCAGGACAAGUCUGAGCUGAAGGUGCAGCUGGACACUGUGCUGAAGGAGAAGAGUAGUGCAGAGGCUGACAUUGACAUGUUCAAAGACGCCAUGGAGUCCAUGGAGAUGGAGGUCUCCUCUCUGGAAAUGGAGAAGGCUAACUUCAAGACAGAAAGUGAAAGUUUGAAGAAAGAAUGUGAUGAACUAGUUUGGAAACUUGGUGAGAUGAAAAAGGAACUGGAGAAAUUGGAAAGUACGAGAGAUGCUGUGGAUGAGAAAACUGAAGCUGAUUUGCAAAAAUUCCGGACUGACAAUGAGAGAUUGAAUGUGUGUGUGGAAUCACUGAAUGCUGAAAUAAUGGAGAACCAGGAAAGGUAUAAGAAGAUUUGUGAUAGUGAGAAUGGAUUAAGAGAUGAUAAUAGAAAUCUUAAGACUAAAGUGAUGUCACUUGAAAAAGAUCUUGAAACAGAAAAAUUGAAGUGUCAGUCAGUGGCUGAGGAAAUUUCGUCUUUAAAACAAAAUGUUGACGAAAUACAAACAGUUAAAUCUCAGGUGGAGAAGAAGUACAGUGCUCUCAGCAAAGAAAAUGAAGAUCUGCUGAGUCAGUUCCUUGCAAUAGAAGAAAGAACUGGACAACUGUCCAAUGAGAAAAGUGCACUCAUACUUGAGCUGAAGCAAGAAUCAGAGAAGGUAAAGAGGCUUGAGUGUGACCUCCAGAAAGUGAACCAGUCUCUUCUCAACAGCGAGAAAAAGAAGGAGGAAGCAGAGGACAGUGUGUCGGCCAUUGAGAUGGAACUUGCGGGAAUAACGUCGGAGCGCGAUGCUCUCCAGAAGCGGGCAGAGUCCAGUGUGGAGAUGCAGGAGAAGGAGCAGGCUGAGCUGAAGGACAGGCUGGAGAAGUCGGAGAAGGAGCUGCAGAAUGUCCUCCAGAAGCUGGGGGAUGCAGCACACAUGGCUGACAAGUAUAAGGUGGAGUUGGUGAGUCUGAAGGCUGAGGUGGCGGCUGCAGAGAAGAAAGUGAGUCAGAAGGAGAGUGAUCUGGAAAGUUUGAUGUCCAAACAUCUGGAGGCUGAGAAGCAAGCAGAACAGAGACUUGCAGACUCCGAGGUCAUGUGGGAGGGAAAGAUCGCAAACCAUGUCGAGCAGCAUGAGAGCAAGGUGACCAGUUUGGAGGGGGAGCUGGAGCGAGUGAGGGCUGCCCUGGGGGAGAGGGAGGAGCUGCUGAGGGGGGUCAGGUCAACCCUGGGGGAAACACAGACAGACUUGGAUGGACUCCGGACGUCGCUGCAGGAGAGGGAAGGGGAGCUUGAGAGUGUAAGGAAAUCCCUUGAGAACAAAGACAGGGAGCUCCUGAAGGCUCGGGAACAGCUGAGCUCUGGUGGAGGACCUUCCAGCAACACAGAGAUGUUGCAGAAGUGGGAAAGCCAGUGUUCUAAUCUACAAUCGCAGUUGUCGGCAGAAAAGAUGAAGGUGAAACGCCUCACUGAUCAGCUGAAGAAGGUGAAAGCUCAGACAGAAGAUGCUGGCUCACAGACGCUGCAGGAGAAGGUGGAUGAGCUAUCAAGUCAGCUGGAAGGACACAUACAGAAUGAAAAGGAGUCGUGUCGGAAGCAGUUUGCCCUUGUGACCGAGAACAACAAGCUGAAGGCUGACUGUGCCAGACAGAAGGAUCUCAUCUCAUCCAUGGCAAUUGCAAUGAAGAGCAAGACCAUGAGCAUCAAGCAGGUGGCGGUGGAAGACCGGAGCAAGAUGCCUGACAGUGUGCAGAAGUCAACUGAAACCAUGCCUAAUGAGGCAAUGGUUCCUGCAGCAAAUGCAGAUAUGACCACACCAGACCAAAAACAUAAUAACACUCGAAACAUUGGUCUUAAUUCUACAGAGAAUGAGAGAAAAACACGACUCAGGACAAUAAAGGCUCCAAGUGUAACCAGAAAAUGUGCUUCGAGAGAGGUGACUCCUAAUUCUAAAGAUGUGUCGCAAACAGAGACAUCCGAGGUUCCGUGUAAAACAAGAAAAUGUACGCCAACAGAGACUAAUCCAUCCAACAAGUUAGAAAAGAGGUCAAGGUUGCAGAAAAUGCCAGCACCAAGUGUGGUGAAAAAAUGUGCCUCAAGGGAGGUAACCCCGAACAAACUGUGUACAGACCCAGCACCAUCUGACAGAUGUGCUUCCAAACAAAAGACUCCUGAGUCUAGAGACACAAGCAGCCAGCUGACGGUCAAGAGGACUUCACUGCCUAAGCGGAAGAGUGAUCAAAGCGAAGAUGUAAUUGCACCGAAAAGACGCAAGGAAGGACCAAGUCAAGACAAGCUUGAUGCACCAGAUGUAACACCUAAAACUGCUGACAGUGGAGACGUUAAAACAGCAGCUAAAAGGAGCUUACUAUCUUCUCGAAUUCGGCCAAGAAGUCAGCUGCCCCGAUCAGGUCCAUCAGCACCAACAACAGAACCUACAUCUGAACCUCCGGCCUCGUCAUCAUCUACAACUUCUGGUCUCCCUCGUACCAUGAUGACAAGGAGACAGAGCAAGAUAGAAAUCAAGGCACCAAUAGCAGUCAAGCCCCUUGGCUCGAUCACAAACAGCCCUCAGAAGAAGCCUCCUUCUGCUCUCCAAGAGCCACCUAAACGAGUCAGCACCCUCAGCCUCAACAAAAGUCCAGAACUGAAGCACCUGCGGCGUACGCGGCAGCAGAAACAACAUGAGCCACACAGUGAACAGCAGGGUGGAGACGGGGAACCCAAGAAAGACUGCAAAGUGCAGUAGUUGUCACAAUAACAGAAAACACAGCUGCAAGGUGCAGAGGUUACUGCAAUUACAGAUAACAAAGACUGCAUAUGCUGCUGUUAUCACAAGUAACAGAUCAUCUGUUAUAUUCCUAUUACGUACAAGGUCCCCGGACGCUGGCAGGAACAGGACAGAAACAUUCUCUUCAUUCCAGACCUGAUUCUAUUCAUUCCUAUUAAACCAUUGAAUACUCCCACCCCCAUCAUUUGGUGCACCCAUUGCGGCUAGUCCCUCCUACAGCAGUAACCCCUUCCCGGUGAUGUAACAGAAAACAGGAUGACUCCAGCAAAUAUUACGCCAAGGUUGAGGUGAACGGCCUGGAACUAGAGCAGACUCGAUGCUGCUGGUGUGCCCAGUGUCGACACAAUGUUAUCAUUGUCCAAACAUCAUGAUAGAGAGUGGACCAUUCACAUAUAUUUCUUGCCAAAUAUGUCAGCAUUAAAAUAUAUAACUGUAUCAUCAUCAUUUCAUCAUGGUAUGUGGAGAUGCACAUUUGUUUUCAUCACUCAUUGAUGAAGAAAUUAUGACCUAAAUACAUAUUGUCCUGGGUUUUUUAAUAUUCAUUUCAUCACCAUAUAGACUGACGACAAAUGUUAUAGCAUUUAAGUAAUCAUAUUUGUUCUUGAGGCUGAAAAUAGUGUAUCAAAUUCAUUUCAUUUAUUAACACUAGUUUUAUUUCAUGUUAAUAGCUUUCAAGUAAGCAGCAUCUCCCUUGCUAUAACCAUGUGGUGAUCCUAGAGCAGUAUAGUUCCACUUCACCCAGCACAUCGUACAUCUUACUAAAAUCUGCAGGCUGCCGUGUAGCGGAAAUACUGCUGACUGAGGUUAACACCUUGUUGCUGUGUAACCUGGCAGCCAAUACUGUUAACAUACUGUAAGCAUACUGUUAGCAUACUGUUAGCAUACUGUAAGCAUAUGUUCAUGAAAUGUUUACUUUUAAUAGUUUCCCGUCACAUCCUAUUUUUAUGCUCACCCCAUGGUUUCCCAUCUCGAGUUUUACUGUUCACUAGAUAUUUAGGAUAUGGUGUAUAUUUCAAUACUUAAGUUUUUAUGCAAUUUUUAUGCACUGUGUACAUUCAACUUCUUGUCCAUACGUCGUGUCUCGUGUAUAAAAAGAAGGAUAUUUAUUUUGUUCUGUACAUAUAUACAUAAUAACACCUUUACUUAUAUAACUCUUUCAUAUCAGUAAGAUUAUAAGAGUUAUCAAAUAUUCAGUUGUUAUAGCUUCCUACUUCACACCUGAAUUCUACGUCAAAGAGUUGUUUCCCUUUGCCCAUGACCCCGAGCUCCUGUCUCACAGCCUGUAUAUCAUGUAUAUAUACAAUGUAUCUGUAUCUGCACCCGUUGUACAUGCCUACACUAAUGUAACAUCUAUGUCAUAAACAUUCAUCAUGA
This is a messenger RNA of Haliotis rufescens (red abalone), 13601 nucleotides long. Its product is annotated as centromere protein F-like. Gene Ontology annotation, cellular component: nucleus; chromosome, centromeric region; spindle pole. The transcript is spliced from 20 exons. The record is from RefSeq and is a predicted model, not a curated record. Gene Ontology annotation, molecular function: dynein complex binding; microtubule binding. Lineage: Eukaryota; Metazoa; Mollusca; Gastropoda; Lepetellida; Haliotidae. The coding region runs from base 84 to 12185 and encodes 4033 amino acids. Gene Ontology annotation, biological process: metaphase chromosome alignment; mitotic cell cycle; regulation of G2/M transition of mitotic cell cycle.